Molecule: messenger RNA, 1347 nt
Organism: Emericellopsis atlantica
Lineage: Eukaryota; Fungi; Ascomycota; Sordariomycetes; Hypocreales; Bionectriaceae
Exons: 3
Coding region: 1-1056 (351 amino acids)
Molecular function (GO): oxidoreductase activity
Source: RefSeq, a predicted model, not a curated record
AUGGCAUCUACACGCCGCGCAUGGGUUGUUGACAACCAGACCGAGGUCCUCUCCGGCCUCGUCUUGAAGGAUCUCCCGCUGCCUGAGAGCAUUGGCCAAAACGAGGUCCUUGUCGAGAUCAAGGCUGCGUCAAUCAAUUAUCGCGACGUGGUUAUGGUGAAGGGUUCCCUGAACAUACCAACUGCGCCCAGUGUGAUUCCCGGCUCUGAUGGAGCAGGUGUUGUGCUGCAAGUUGGCUCGUCCGUCAAGGCACUGGCACAAGGCGACGCCGUGGUGACGCAUCUCGUCCCUGAAGACUUCCCAUCCGAGGAGCUGUACGCCUUGGAUGACGAUACUCUGCCGCUCAUGGCACACAUCACAGCUGGACUGGGCGGCGCACUCAACGGAACCCUGACAACGCACGCCAUCCUCCCUGCGUCAUGCCUCGUAAAGUUUGACAACCGCGCCCUGUCAUUCGAGGAGGCCGCUACGCUGUCGUGUUCGGGCAUCACGGCCUGGAACGCCCUGAUGGGCCUGCCAGGACGUCAAGUAAAGAAGGAUGACUGGGUCCUCGUCCAGGGGAGCGGAGGUGUCAGCGUGGCAGCUCUGCAAUUCGCGGUCGCAGUGGGCGCCAAUGUCGUCGCAACGACUGGGAGCACCGGAGAGAAGGAGAAGAGACUGCGACAGUUGGGCGCGAAACAUGUCAUCAACUACCGAGCGACCCCUGAGUGGGGCACGGAGGCGCGAAAGCUGACGCCGGAUGGCCGAGGCUUCGAUGUUAUUGUCGACGUCGGCGGCCAUUCGACGCUAUCGCAGACGAUGAAGGCGAACAAAGUCGAUGGGCUGGUUGUGUUGGCGGGCAUGCUUGGCCAGAGUGAUGACUCGGUGCCUUUGAUGAGCAUCCUGAUGAACCCGUGUACCACACGAGGUAUCAUCUUGGGAACCCGCAACAUGAUGAGGGACAUGAUCAAAAUGGCCACUGACACUCAAUCAUUCACGUUGGACGGUCUGAAGGACGCAUUGGCGAGGAUGGAAGCGCACAAACACUUUGCCAAGGUUAUUGUACAAAUUGGUUGAAACACUAAGGACAGCUGAUUAGCGUACGUACACCACCGCGCAUAGUCAAACCCAUGAUAACGCCUGAUAUGCUCGCUAUUCACCCGCCCCCCUAUCAUGCACCGACACUGAAACCGAAAGCACCAUCAAAGACGUCCAAUGCCUGGACAUCUCGCUCACCGCCCCUCAGUGCCUUGAGAACAUCGGUCGAGGGGACCUUGUUGGCUGGGUAGAACAGCAGCAGGUUUUCCAUGUCCUCCUCUGUCAAAUCGCACAUCUCCUCCCACUUGUACGCGUCGCUGACUUUCGACA